UCAAUCACAUAAAAAUUUCUAAUCCUGAAAGUACAAAAACCCCUGAAAUUUCUCAUCCACCAUAUCUGAACCAGAACUCAAGAAUUAGCCCCUAAAUUCUCUCACGGUCCAUUUGGUUCGAGCUUUUGCGUCUCGUACCGAUUGCUUCGCUAUGGAUUCCGGAUCAAGUGGCGAGGAACCCACUUCUUGGGAAGAUCUUUGCAGUAUCAAUUUGAUGCCCUCGGAAUUGUUUUUGAAGUUUCGUAAAGAGUUGCGCGGCUUUCGAGUCGGUAUAAAUUUGGAGUUCUAUAAUGCUCCAUGUAAUGAAUAUGAAGCCAAGCUUGUGGUGAAGCCAUUAUAUCCGGAGCAGCGAUGGAAGUUUAUCUAUGAGCCAAUCCGUCAAGAUAUACGCCUUCUAUCCAAAAAGAUUCCUGUUACCAGAUUUCUAAAUCUUCAGGUCGGUAUCGGGCAUAAUUUUCAGAUGCACGCCACGGGUUGGAAAUGGAAGCUAACGACAUGUUUGGGUGGAGACGGUGUAUCUCGCAUACGGAACAAGUCAUUGAUUAGCCCAUUCCGGGGAUUGGAUUUCCGUUUCGGAUGGAGGGCAGAUUACGUGCUUCCUGAAAUUACAGGGUCUCUAGGCACCGGCGAAGCGUUGUUUAACAUGAACUCGGGAAAGCUGGAAGCGUCACUUGAUAGAAUUGAGGCCAUUGUCACUCACAGUGAUGAAGGUUGUGAUGGAUAAUACAACCCAAGAAUUUGUGAGCUCCAACAUCACUCAUUGUGAACUUGGAAAGGAUGGCAAAAUUGUUCUGUCAUUAACCCUCUUCAAUAUGCUUUUACAAGUAGCUUUAGAUUUGGAGCUUCUCUCUCUCUCUCCCUCUCUCUCCCUCUCCAAUUUUGUUUUUCUAGUUCACUUUAUUUGUACAUUUGAAAAUCAAUCAAGGCUGGAAAUUUUGUUGGCCUUUCAAAGGA
This is a messenger RNA of Cucurbita maxima (winter squash), 954 nucleotides long. RefSeq lists its product as uncharacterized. NCBI's taxonomy places the organism in Eukaryota, Viridiplantae, Streptophyta, Magnoliopsida, Cucurbitales, Cucurbitaceae. The transcript is spliced from 5 exons. The record is from RefSeq and is a predicted model, not a curated record. The coding region runs from base 152 to 724 and encodes 190 amino acids.